AUGGCCCGCUUCACCGCCUUCGCCCUCUUCGCCUCCUUAUUGACGCUGCUUUUGGGCGCACACAGCGCAUCUGCCCUCUCCAAGGCAGAGGCAGGCAAGAUCGACUGGCACGUACCUCGUAUGGGCGUCCCUCAUACCUCCAACGACUCGGCCACCCCUUACCUCUCACCUCGAUUCCAUCGCAUCAUCAAGCCCGACGCCGACGUCAAGGACAAGGCACAGACCGCCAUCUUCAUCGCGACCGAGUCGAACGCCGUUGGCGCGCUCAACCCACGCAACGGCGCCAUCGUCUGGCGUCAGGUGCUUGCGGAACACGAUCAGGUCUUGCUUCAGAAACAGUUUGCCGAGUCGGCGCUCGUCAUUUCAGGCCAUGGCGGUGCCAACGUCCGACUCUUCCACGCCUUCACUGGCUUCCUCAUUUGGGAGUCAGCACAGCACAGCAUUCGUGAUGGGCUCCUUCCCGAGCCGGGCUUCCCUGCCACCGAUGCUGUCUUCCUCACCGAAAACGCCACGGCCGAGACGCCGCCCGACGUGGUCGUGCUCACCAAUGCCCACACCGUCCGCCGUCUGAAUGGCGCCUUUGGAGCAGAGGUGUGGAAGUGGGAGCCUCAGGACGACAUCUCGCACCGCUCUGUCAUUCGCAUCGUCGCCAACAAGGACAAGAUCUACGUCGUCUCGCUCCUGCGCAACACGGGCUCCGUGUACAACUCGAUUUCGGUCGCUACGCUCUCCGCCCACACCGGUGAGCUCCUCACCACGCACGAGAUUCCAUCGGGCCUCAGCUCUGCCGCCAAUGUCGUGAUCCUGCCCUGGAACCAGCUGCCCAACUUGCCGCCCACGGCCAAUCCUGGCUCCUGGGUUGCUUGGCUCAACAAGGACGGCUCGAUUCGAGCUGCUCCCCUCGACCCGCCCAGCAAGCGCUUCGCACAGCCCCAGGUCAUCUACUCGAAACGUUCCGACGCGACCUUCACCGGCUUGGUCGAUGCAGGCUUGUCCAACAGGGGCCUCUUUGUCGGUCAGCGCUCCGACGGUCUCGCUGAAGUGCUCAAGGUCUCGGCCGAUGCCAAGUUUACCAGCUUCUGGGAGUUUGAGGAGGAUGCCUUCGACGCUGUCUAUGCAGGCACCUACGACCGACAGGGCCGCGCCUAUCUCCAGCGCAUCUUCUUUUCGCGCGCGCAGCAUCUGCUCAACUUCCACUUUCUCUGGGUCGAUGCCAAGAACGGUGGCGACGGUCAGGUCAGCGGCUUCUCGUUCCAGUGGGACCACGACAUGCACGGCAGCGUCCUCGCUGCCACCUUCGAGGCAAGUCAAGUCGGUCAAUACCAGCUUGCUUCGCGAACGGUCGUGACCACGUCGAGCGGAUCCAUCCGUCUCCUGUUCGAGGAUCAGCACCAGUGGAUGCUGGAAGAGGGUCUCACGCAGACCACCCACGCCGUCUUCGUCGACCUCCCGGAGAAGAAACUCACUGCGAUCCCCGGCGGGGCUGCUACGCUGGACCACGAAGGUUUUGUCCAGCGUCUCGCUCGUCACGCACUAUCGCUCAAAGACUUGCCCCAGUACACGAUCGCGUUCGUCAAACGCUUCGCCACCGGCUCGUACGGUCAAGAGCUAGGUUCUGCCAGCACCAGCUCCACUCCUAGCGCCACUGCUACCUCUGCCGUAGCCACCACGAUGGUCAAGGAGGGCAAAAAGCCAGCCAAGCAAAAGCAGGAGCAAGAAAAGAAGCCGACGUCACUGGCCCCUCGCAUCGCCGACGCCAAUACCACCUCGACCCUCUUCCGCGAUCCCUUUGGCUUCCGCAAAGUCGUCGUGGUCGCCACCGCCAAGGGCAAGCUCUACGCCCUCGAUACGAUCGCAAAGGACACCGUGGUCUGGGAGAAGUCGCUGGUCGGAUACGGUGACGGCGAGGGAGAGGCAGAGCCCAAGGUCAACAUCAAGCUCAUGCAGACCGUACGCGAGCUUUCGACCGACGGCAAGACUCCGCUCUUGGCCAUCGUCGCCGAAGUCGAGCUGCAGCCUGGCCUCUACUCGACCCGUGUCUUUGAGCUCAACCCGCUCACGGGCGAAUUCUUGAACGACGCUUCGUCCGGUCAGAACAUCUUUGUGGGCCGAUGCCAGGAUGCGUUCCUGCUUCCUCCGUCCGUGGAAGACCCCGUCGAGCGAAAGCAGUCUCUCGGCCUCGUGGAUCAGCAGAACAACCUCUACCUCUACCCUGACACGCUCGCGGUAGCGGAACGAUUCGAUCCCAUCUCGGACCGCUACUACUUUGCGGUGCAGAAGCCGGCCGCUUCGGCGACGACGUCGGCGCGCUUCGUCGGAUACGCACUGGACAAGGGCGUGAGCAGCAUCCACAGGUCCAAACAGGUGUGGUCGUGGACGGUGCCUGCGGGUGAAGAGGUGGUCGAGGUGCUACAGGCUCCGAGCAAGGAUGCCAUCGCCUCGUAUGGACGCGUGCUGGGCGAUAGGUCGACGCUGUAUAAGUACCUGAACCCGCAUGCGUCGCUGAUUGUGACCAAGAGCCCGGGCGCCAACCAGGCGCACCUGUACCUGUUGGAUACAGUGACGGGCGGUGUGCUGUACGAGCUGCAGCUGGACGAGGUGGACCAAGCGCAGCCGAUCCGCGCGCACCUGGCAGAGAACUGGAUCACCGCCACCUACUCGGUGCGCAAUGCCGAUGAGGGUCUCUCGAGUCAUAUCGUCACUGUGGAGCUGUACGAGCCCAAGUCGACCCAUGACGACGAGCCUGUCAACGCCGGAAGCAAAGGCAAGAAGGCUGCCCGCGCAGCUCUCUCCUCCUCCUGGUCGCGUCUCACGGGCAACUUUAGCAGCUUCACGGGGGACAGCAGCAAAGCGCACCCGUCGUCCAUCCAGCCUAUCGCCUUUAUGCACACCUUCCUCUACUCCGGUGGCGCCGUCCACGCGCUCGCCACGACCACCACCAAGUAUGGCAUUGCGCUGAAGAACCUGCUCCUCGCGACGGACCGCGAAUCGCUCGUCUCGCUCCCGCGCAAGCUGCUCGAUCCCCGCCGCCCCACCUCCAAACCAACCAAGUCGGAAGCCGAGGAGUACAUGAUCCCCUACAACCCGCUCAUCCCGGAAGACGCAAAGUGGGUGAUCAACCAUGUCUACCCCGCUGCCAACAUCCGACACAUCACCACCGGCCCAGCGCUGCUCGAGUCCACCUCGACGGUCUACGCCUACGGCCUGGACAGCUUUGCCACCCGCAUCAGCCCCAGUGGCCAGUUCGACGUGCUGCAGGACAGCUUCAACAAGCCGCAGCUGUUGCUGACGCUCGCGAUCCUGUCGGUCGGCAUCGUCAUUACCCGUCCGAUGGUCAGAAAUAAGAACUUGAGUCUGCGAUGGUAA
Messenger RNA from Kalmanozyma brasiliensis GHG001, 3366 nucleotides. Its product is annotated as protein of unknown function DUF1620. Gene Ontology annotation, cellular component: EMC complex. The record is from RefSeq and is a predicted model, not a curated record. The transcript has a single exon. Gene Ontology annotation, molecular function: protein binding. Gene Ontology annotation, biological process: protein folding in endoplasmic reticulum. Lineage: Eukaryota; Fungi; Basidiomycota; Ustilaginomycetes; Ustilaginales. The coding region runs from base 1 to 3366 and encodes 1121 amino acids.